Patiria miniata (bat star) is the source of this 5333-nucleotide messenger RNA. Its product is annotated as probable ATP-dependent RNA helicase DDX17. Gene Ontology annotation, molecular function: RNA binding; ATP binding; RNA helicase activity. The transcript is spliced from 12 exons. Bases 165 to 2570 code for a protein of 801 amino acids. Gene Ontology annotation, cellular component: nucleus; cytoplasm; ribonucleoprotein complex. NCBI's taxonomy places the organism in Eukaryota, Metazoa, Echinodermata, Asteroidea, Valvatida, Asterinidae. The record is from RefSeq and is a predicted model, not a curated record.
ACAAACUCAGCACGUGAAUACGUAUGUCACAUGCACACGCGGCCGCCUGGUAGCAUAUACGUAGAUUACCAGAUAAUAUCCGGCACAAUUUCGUUGAGGAUCCUGGCAUACUUCGCUUUACUAAUUUCAACUAUAAUCCCGAAGCCUAAAUUCGUGUGAAAAAGAUGUCGAGAUACGAAAGAGAGAGACCGUUUGAUUCCUCAGGACGAUCAGAUAGAAGGGGAGGCGGAGGGUUUCGUGGAGGAAGUGGUAGUUUCGGUGGAGGUGGACCACCUCGAUUUGGUGGACGUGGGGGUGGUCGAGGUGGUGGUAUGGGAGGUGGUGGAUUGAGAGAAAAGUUUGGACAGCCUGGAGAGAGACUAAGAAAGCCCAGAUGGGAUCAAGCUAAGCUUACACCAUUUGAGAAGAACUUUUAUAAGGAACAUCCUGACGUAUCAAACAGACCUCAGGUCGAUAUAGAUCGUUUCUCAGGAGAACGGAGUAUAACAACCAAGGGACGGAAUUGUCCAAGACCAGUCUUCAGGUUCAGCGAGGCUUGUUUUCCAGAUUAUGUUAUCAAUGAACUUCAAAAAUGUGGCUUCACUGAGCCAACAGCCAUCCAGGCUCAAGGAUGGCCAUUAGCCAUGAGUGGUAGAGACAUGGUUGGUGUUGCUCAGACAGGUUCAGGCAAAACACUGUCGUACAUAUUACCAUCCAUUGUACACAUCAACCAUCAACCAUUUCUUGAGAGAGGAGAUGGUCCAAUCUGUCUGGUUUUAGCUCCCACCAGGGAACUUGCACAGCAGGUGCAGAGUGUGGCCUUUCAAUUUGGUAGGACCUCCAAAAUAAAGAGCACAUGUGUUUAUGGUGGUGCGUCAAAGGGGCCUCAGCUUCGCGAUCUAGAAAGGGGAAGUGAGAUAGUCAUUGCAACUCCAGGUCGUCUUAUUGAUUUCUUGGAAGGUGGCAAAACAAAUUUAGCAAGAUGUACUUACGUUGUCCUGGAUGAGGCUGAUCGAAUGUUGGACAUGGGAUUUGAGCCCCAAAUAAGAAAGAUCAUGGAACAAAUAAGGCCUGACAGACAAGUUCUGAUGUGGAGUGCUACAUGGCCAAAGGAAGUAUGCUCUCUAGCUGAGGAUUUCUUGAGGGACUAUCUUACUGUCAAUAUUGGAUCUCUUACAUUAUCUGCUAACCAUAACAUCCUGCAGAUAAUAGAUGUUUGUGAUGACUUCCAAAAGGAUGAAAAGUUGAUUAAACUACUGGAACAGAUCAUGGGAGAAAAGGAAAACAAGACAUUGAUCUUUGCCGAAACAAAACGAAGAACAGAUGAGCUAACCAGAAAAAUGCGCAAGGAUGGAUGGCCAGCUAUGUGUAUACACGGUGACAAAUCUCAACCAGAGCGUGACUGGGUGCUCAAUGAAUUCCGCUCAGGCAAGGCACCCAUUCUUGUAGCUACUGAUGUUGCUUCCAGAGGCUUGGAUGUGCAUGACAUCAAGUUUGUCAUAAACUAUGACUAUCCCAAUUCUUCGGAGGACUAUGUACACCGCAUUGGACGAACAGCACGUAGUGAGAAUACUGGUACGGCAUACACAUUUUUCACAUCCAACAACGCCAGGCAGGCCAAUGAGUUGAUCCAAGUCCUUCAGGAAGCCAAGCAGAAGGUUCAUCCUAAGCUGAUACAACUGGCCCAGAGUGCUCGUGCUUUUGGCAGAGGACGACAGCGUUAUCGUCAAGGAGGCAGCCAUCGUGGAUCCUCUGAUGGUUAUGGAGGCAGUAAUAGGGGACGGAAUGCUGGCUACAAUGGAACAACAGUCAAUGAAAAGUAUGGCAACAAUGACUUCUCUCAUACAAAUUCUAGGGGAGGGGGCAAUCCAGGCAAUGUGGGUGGAAGGGGAGGCUUUCGAGAAAGAGGUGGAGAGUACGGUGCGAGCCGUAGAGAUGGCCCAUAUGGUGAAGGGAAUAAUGGAAAUGGGCCCUUUGGUAAUGGUAAUCAACGCAAGUCUGGCCCACCGUCUGGAUUUCAAGGAGCCUACUCUGAACAUGGUAUGCAUACUGACAAACAUAGCAGCCAUGGAAAAGAACAAAGGGGUUUCCAACCACCAACCAAUCAAGGUCCACCUAAUCACCCUGGAAGAAGACCAGCAAUGCAUAUGAACCAACCUCAGCAGUUUAAUAUUGCUGGACCAAAACAUAUAAUCAAAUCAGAUCAAACCCAGGAACAGGGAAUAGCACAGCAAAGGAACAUGAUUCAACAUGCAGGGGGUCAUAAUUCACAGCAACCCUCAAGGCAAAAUGUUCAGCAGCAGCAGCAACAGCAGCAGCAGCAGCAGCCCAAAAUACAGCUACCCAAACAAAAACAGAAAAUUGACACAAGUACAUUGCAGCAACAAGCAGCAGCCUUUGCCGCACAACAGCAGGCACAGCAAGCUCAACCACAAACAGCAAUGAGCAGCCAGCAGUUGCAAGCACCUGCAGCUGCUGGUAUGGAUCCUGCAGCGUAUACAGCAGCACAACAGCAGUAUAUGCAGUACUAUCAGGCAAUGGCUUAUUGGCAGCAGUAUCAGCAAAGUACUGCCCCCUCUGCAAACAAGUAAUAUGUUUAACAUCAACAGUCAUAUACACCCCCACACAUGCACAAAAUCCUGCAGAUUUGGGGGGUAGUUGCAUCUUUCAUAUUCCCUUUGCCAAGAACAUGCAUGUACAUAUUACCUAACCUGUUUGUGGUUAGGAUGCGAGUCUCGAAUAAGUAGUUUGUGGGUGAGAAAUACCUUAAGAAUGAGAGGGCCACAACUUGGUCCAGCUGUGUCACAAUAGCAAUUAUCCCCCAAAAGGGCUCUGCUUAGACAGUGCAUACACAAUUUCUUCUGUGGUUUAACAAUUAAAUUUACAGAUCUGUUUAUGUUCGUUCAACCUGCCUGACAAUAGAUCCAGAUAAUAUUUUUUUGGCUUAAAGUUCAGCCAGAAAGCCAAACAGAAACAUACUAAGAUAAUUUGUAAUCUCAAAAGAAAAAUAGUGCUUUGGUUCACAUCGUUUUAAACUUGGUCACCGAACAGAAAAACCAGACUUGGCUGUAGCAGUUUCACUGUUGCCGUAGGGAGGAUAAUUACUUUCUUUAAAGGCGGAAUAAUUGUGCAUUUUUGUACAGUUUCUUUGAACCUUGAUUCAUCAAUAUUUCAUAGUUUGGUUAUAUUGUCCAGUUUUUAUUGUUACACUAUAUUUCAUGCUGAAAAAUGUAGCAUAUAAGAACGGCAUGUUGAUUCCGAUUGAUGUACUGAGUUUUCACUUGCUAUACAAAGCAGUUAAAUAAAGAUUUCAGUAUUUGACAAAAUGUAGUAUAUUGGUUUCAUGUUAAGUAAAUAAUAAUAAUGUAAUCUGAUGAUUUAUUCAAGACUCGUUAAGUUUUAUUUACAAAAAGUCAGUUCAAAGCUCUGAGAAAUGGAACUGAAUGGAUUUAAACUUAAGAUUGAGCUUUUGAUCUUGCAUUGAGAGAAGUGUGUGGCUUUGUGGGGGGUGCUCUGCCCUUAAAUUAUGUUGAAAGUUUUCUCUACUAAGGCAGUUAUUAAGAGCAAUUAUUUUAGCUUGGUUCAGGGGCCAAGUAGGCCUUGCAUUACAGUGGUCUAUACCUGCAGUAGGAGUGCAAGUGCUUCUUUACCUGUGCAUGUCAUAUUUGUGUUUCUCAAUAGCAUAUCUGAAGUGUUUUGAGAAGUGUUAUGUCAAAUGCACCAUGGCUUUGGGGGGUAACGUUUUUCCGUGACUGUUUUUUUACACUACAGGUGGGGAUCCUAUAAAUCCACCAGUGGUUACAACAGAUAAAAAGAACCCUGCUGUGGUGCUUGCAUAUGAGGCUAUCAAGUGUGAAGAUGACCAAGGCAUGAGAAGGCAGUAAUCAUGGACAACAGACUGUAUUUUAUUAUAGCAUUCCUUAUGGCAUGUCAGGAGCACUCCGCUGCAGUCCAGACCAAAAACUAAGCAUUUUAGCCAUUUUUAAAUCUGUGAUCCAGUGUGUACACAUGUACAUUUGUCUUUUCUGUGUAAAAAAAAAUAGAGCACCCUUUGUUCAACAGCCAUAGUUGUAGGUUUGAAUAUAUUUAAGCUGUGUCUUUGUCCAAUGGAAAUCAAUAUGGCUGUGUAAAAAAGUAGUUUUAAUAGACAUAUACAUGUACACAUAAUAUGUGUGAGGUGUGAGAUGUUUAAAAAGGGGAAUUUUUGACUGGGAAUCUCUUGUCUAUUGAUCCUAUCAGGAUGCCUUUUUGGCAUGCUACCCUGCACUGUUACAUCUAUACACAUUGCCUAAUUUAGCUUUGAACAUGGCAGAGCUUCAGAAUUUUCAGAUGCUUCCAAGUAUGAUAGGUCAAGUAAAUUUUCACUGAAUAUGACUGAAGUGAAGUCUAUAAAUUAUCAAUUUUGAUUUCUCAUGAAAAAAGAAACUAGCUCAAAAAUACGGAAAAUUGUAAAUGGUUGUUCAUGUCCAUGGUAGCAAUAUUGGAUUUCCAAAAUGCACUACAGUCGCCCAAGUAAGUGUCAAAAGGAAAUCCUCUUAACAUGUUUGAGUAUUUAAACAAUAUGAUAAUUAAAAUGUCGGUUUAGUAAAGUAAAUAUAGGAUAGUACUGAUUUAACACUUCUAUUUAUGCAUUUUAAUUGAACAGUGCUUUGGUCUUUGAUAAUGUACACUUUGCUUUGACAAGCGCGCGGUUCUGCAUCGACACGCCCCGGCCUUGGUAACAUUAGUCACCUUGUGCACAGAGUCUUCUCUAAUUAUGUCGUACAAAGCAGCGGGAAUGAAAAUACUCCGUAGUCUCUGACAACAGUGAAAAGGUGAUGUUUUACUGGGUAACAUGAGGUGAUGUACUAUGUGCAGUCCAUCGUCAUAAAUAAACUGUUUCAGUAUGUCAUGUGAACAGUUAUCAACCAAUGAAAUUUCAAAAUCUGAUACUGAAUGUCAUGUUGAUCAGCCACAGUGUUAUCCCCCACCCAGCCCAGUCAGUCUGAUAGGAUUAAGGACAGGAAAGAUAUAUUUUCCCAGUAUGUAUUUUAGUUAGAGAAUAUCUGCCAUGUUCAAAACAGACGUUAAUAGGAAUUCUAUCAUUUCACCCACGGUCUUGUCUUAACUUUGCCUUUUAAAAGUGUUUUGGGAAAAAGUAUAGGUACAGUUUUUGUUGUUUUUAAAAGGAGUAAGUAAUAAAGUCUAGAGCUACUUGACAAGGGCACGGAUCUGUGACUAGGGUUACUAAAGCUUUUGACUUUACCUAGUUACCACAUUAUGUAAUCACUUCCUUGGAGGUGGUCUGCACAUGUUGGAUAUUUUUUAAGUUUUUGUGUUCUGUUUUCAAUUAAAAUCAAUAUUUGAUAAUUUUA